Bombina bombina (fire-bellied toad) is the source of this 2752-nucleotide messenger RNA. RefSeq names its product oocyte zinc finger protein XlCOF6-like. Bases 142 to 2625 code for a protein of 827 amino acids. Gene Ontology annotation, cellular component: nucleus. NCBI's taxonomy places the organism in Eukaryota, Metazoa, Chordata, Amphibia, Anura, Bombinatoridae. The record is from RefSeq and is a predicted model, not a curated record. The transcript is spliced from 9 exons.
CUAGCCGCUACCAUUUUGCCGAGGGUCACGGUAGUUUCCUGUGUUUAGUCUGCGGGUAGUUAGUGCUCGCUACCAGAUUACAUACAAUACAGUAAAGAAGAAACGUAAGGAUAUUUGACAAAUUCAGUUGUGCUGAACAAGAUGAUGUCUGACAAGAAGCAAACCUCAGAACUUCCUGAUGCACAUGGAGGGCGUCUAGAAGAAAACUCGGGGACUGAGCUAUUAAAUGUGAAGGAAGAGGAUGAGACAGAUGACAUGAAUAGUCAUCAGACUGAAAUACAUUGGUCCCUCCCUGCCGGUGAAGAUAACGCUGAUAUAGUGAAAGUCGAGAUAAUAGAAGAUCUGUGUGCGACGCUGGGAACCCCAUAUGAAGAAGCCAGUGCCCGUAUCAGCCCACGGCGUCUAAAGGAAAACCCGGGCACUGAGCUAUUAAAUGUGAAGGAAGAGGAUGAGACAAAUGACAUGAAUAGUCAUCAGACUGAAAUACAUUGGUCUCUCCCUGCCGGCCGUAUGGAUGUGGCACCUUCAGAUGGCUCAGAGGUUGAGCACACAGGAGAACCGUAUGUGUGUGAUCACGUAAAGACUAAGGAUGAUGAAGUUCCUAUAAAUACGGCUACAGGGCAUCUAGAAGAAAACUCGGGGACUGAGCUAUUAAAUGUGAAGGAGGAGGAUGAGACAGAUGACAUGAAUAGUCAUCAGACUGAAAUACAUUGGUCCCUCCCUGCCGGCCAUAUGGAUGUGACCCCUUUAGAUGGCUCAGAAGUUGAGCACAGAGGAGAACCGUAUGUGUGUGAUAACAUGAAGACUAAGGAAGAUGAAGUUCCUAUAAAUACGGCUACAGGUGAAUUUACGAACUGCAGUAAUCAUUCUCCUAGUCAUGGUGAAAGUACAGAUACUACUUUCAAUAUUCUUCAAAAUCCAAGAGCCAAUGUGGGAAAUGUAUGUUCUGAAUAUGGCACAUGUUUUUCCAGGAAUCCAAAUCUUCUAAGAGUGAAAAUUGAUACAGGAGAGAAGGCAUUUUCAUGUUCUGAAUGUGGGAAGUGUUUUACUGACAAAUCAACUCUACAUAAACAUCAGAAAAUUCAUACAGGAGAGAGAGAAUUUUCAUGUUCUGACUGUGGGAAAGGUUUUGCCAUGAAAUCAUAUCUUAUUAGACAUCAGAAAAAUCAUACUGGAGAGAAAGCAUUUUCAUGUUCUGAAUGUGGGAAAGGUUUUACCAUGAAAUCAUUUCUUAUUAGACAUCAGAAAAUUCAUACAGGAGAGAAAGCUUUUUCAUGUUCUGAAUGUGGGAAAUGCUUUACUCAGAAAUCACAUCUUAAUGUACAUCAGAGAAUUCAUACAGGAGAGAAAGCUUUUUCAUGUUCUGAAUGUGGGAAAAAUUUUACUGUGAAAUCAAAUCUUAAAGCACAUCAGAAAAAUCAUACUGGAGAGAAAGCAUUUUCUUGUUCUGAAUGUGGGAAAUGUUUUACCACGAAAUCAGAUUUUCUUAAACAUCAGAAAAUUCAUACAGGAGAGAAAGCUUUUUCAUGUUCUGAAUGUGGGAAAUAUUUUACUCAGAAAUCACAUCUUAACACGCAUAAGAGAUGUCAUACAGGAGUAAAAUCUUUUUCAUGCUCUAUUUGUGGGAAGUGUUUCACUGACAAAUCAACUCUAAAUAAACAUCAGAAAAUUCAUACAGGAGAGAAAGCAUUUUCAUGUUCUGACUGUGGGAAAUGUUUUAUCGUUAAAUCAAGUCUUAUUUUACAUAUGAAAAUUCAUACAGGAAAGAAAUCUUUUUCAUGUUCUGACUGUGGGAAAUGUUUUACUGUGAAAUCAAGGUUUAUUACACAUCAGAAAAUUCAUACAGGAGAGAAAGCAUUUUCAUGUUCUGAAUGUGGGAAAUGUUUUACUGUGAAAUCGACUCUUAAUGCGCAUCAGAAAAUUCAUACAGGAGAGAAAGCUUUUUCAUGUUCUGAAUGUGGGAAGCGUUUUACUUACAAAUCAAAUCUAAUUAAUCAUAUGAAAAUUCAUACAGGAGAGAAAGCAUUUUCAUGUUCUCAAUGUGGGAAAUGUUUUACCAUGAAAUCAAGUCUUCUUUCCCAUCAGAAAAUUCAUACAGGAGAGAAAUCAUUUUCCUGUUCUGAAUGUGGGAAAUGUUUUACUCAAUUAUCACAUCGUAAUGCACAUCAGAGAUUUCAUACAGGAGAGAAAGCUUUUUCAUGUACUGAAUGUGGGAAAUGUUUUACAAUGAAAUCAGAUCUUAAAAAACAUCAGAAAAUUCAUACAGGAGAGAAAGCAUUUUCAUGUUCUGACUGUGGGAAGUGUUUUACUUACAAAUCAAAUCUAAUUAAUCAUCUGAAAAUUCAUACAGGAGAGAAAGCAUUUUCAUGUUCUCAAUGUGGGACAUGUUUUACCAUGAAAUCAAGUCUUAUUUUACAUCUGAAAAUUCAUAAAGGAGAGAAAGCAUUUUCAUGUUCUGACUGUGGGAAGCGUUUUACUUACAAAUCAAACCUAAUUAAUCAUCUGAAAAUUCAUACAGGAGAGAAAGCAUUUUCUUGUUCUCAAUGUGGGAAAUGUUGUAUCACGAAAACAAGUCUUAUUUCCCAUCAGAAAAUUCAUACUGGAGAAAAAGUGUUUUCAUGUUAGGGGAAGUAUUAGUUUCACCUGUGUGGGCCUAAACUAUAGAAUUAGCUCAGGAACUUCUGAAGCUUGCUGCAUUAUUUUUCUCUGUUAAAGUAAGCUUCUCUGUUUAAGUAAAGAGUUUAAAAACCAA